Molecule: messenger RNA, 11470 nt
Organism: Zalophus californianus (California sea lion)
Lineage: Eukaryota; Metazoa; Chordata; Mammalia; Carnivora; Otariidae
Gene: SLC1A2
Product: solute carrier family 1 member 2
Exons: 11
Coding region: 239-1936 (565 amino acids)
Biological process (GO): L-glutamate transmembrane transport
Cellular component (GO): plasma membrane
Molecular function (GO): neutral L-amino acid transmembrane transporter activity; glutamate:sodium symporter activity; L-glutamate transmembrane transporter activity
Source: RefSeq, a predicted model, not a curated record
CAGAACUGACGGAAGAAAGGGAAAGAAGGAGACAGACUCCAAACUUGUUCCCACUGUGUUUUUGCAGCUUGCCAUAGACCUGAACUAGGAUGUGGCAAGAGAUCAGACCAGUCCAGGGAGCAGCCAAGAUUAGCUGGGAUUUAAAAUAAAACCCUUUAACAGGAGGUCACCUAGAAUAACGCUCACGUAUGUAUCCGUGAAGAGGCCUGAGGACUAUAUCCGGAGAAGUGCCAACAACAUGCCCAAGCAGGUGGAGGUACGAAUGCACGACAGCCAUCUCAGCUCAGAGGAACCGAAGCAGCGGCAUCUAGGCUUACGUCUGUGUGAUAAGCUGGGGAAGAAUCUCCUGCUCACACUGACUGUGUUCGGUGUCAUCCUGGGGGCAGUGUGUGGAGGGCUUCUUCGCUUGGCAUCUCCUCUCCACCCUGAUGUGGUCAUGUUAAUAGCCUUCCCAGGGGAUAUACUCAUGAGGAUGCUAAAAAUGCUCAUCCUCCCUCUCAUCAUCUCCAGCUUAAUCACAGGGUUGUCGGGCCUGGAUGCUAAAGCCAGUGGGCGCUUGGGCACGAGAGCCAUGGUCUAUUACAUGUCUACAACCAUCAUUGCUGCAGUGCUGGGGGUCAUCUUGGUCUUGGCUAUCCACCCGGGGAACCCCAAACUCAAGAAGCAGCUGGGGCCCGGGAAGAAGAAUGAUGAAGUGUCCAGCCUGGAUGCCUUCCUGGACCUUAUUCGGAAUCUCUUUCCUGAAAACCUGGUCCAAGCCUGUUUUCAACAGAUUCAAACGGUGACCAAGAAAGUCCUGGCGGCACCUCCGUCAGAUGAGGAGGGCAAUGCCACCAACGCCGUCAUCUCCUUGUUGAACGAGACUGUGAUGGAGGCGCCUGAGGAAGCGAAGGUGGUUAUCAAGAAGGGCCUGGAGUUCAAGGACGGCAUGAAUGUCUUAGGUCUGAUAGGGUUUUUCAUUGCUUUUGGCAUCGCCAUGGGGAAGAUGGGAGAGCAGGCCAAGCUGAUGGUGGAAUUCUUCAACAUUUUGAAUGAGAUUGUAAUGAAGUUAGUGAUCAUGAUCAUGUGGUACUCUCCCCUGGGUAUCGCCUGCCUAAUUUGUGGAAAGAUCAUUGCAAUCAAGGACUUAGAAGUGGUUGCUAGGCAACUGGGGAUGUACAUGAUCACGGUGAUUGUGGGCCUCAUCAUCCAUGGGGGCAUCUUUCUCCCCUUGAUUUACUUUGUAGUCACCAGGAAAAACCCUUUCUCCUUUUUUGCUGGCAUUUUCCAAGCUUGGAUCACUGCCCUGGGUACUGCUUCCAGUGCCGGAACUUUGCCUGUUACCUUCCGUUGCCUGGAAGAAAAUCUGGGAAUCGAUAAGCGCGUGACCAGAUUUGUCCUCCCGGUUGGAGCAACCAUCAACAUGGACGGUACGGCCCUUUAUGAAGCGGUGGCCGCCAUCUUUAUUGCCCAGAUGAACGGUGUUAUCCUGGAUGGAGGCCAGAUUGUGACUGUGAGCCUCACGGCCACGCUGGCGAGCGUGGGUGCAGCCAGUAUCCCCAGUGCGGGCCUCGUCACCAUGCUCCUCAUCCUGACGGCUGUGGGCCUGCCGACGGAGGACAUCAGCCUGCUGGUGGCCGUGGACUGGCUGCUGGACAGGAUGAGAACUUCAGUCAAUGUUGUGGGGGACUCUUUUGGGGCUGGGAUUGUCUAUCACCUCUCCAAGUCUGAGCUGGAUACCAUUGACUCCCAGCAUCGAGUGCAUGAAGAUAUUGAAAUGACCAAGACUCAGUCCGUUUAUGAUGAUGUGAAGAACCAUAGGGAAAGCAACUCUAAUCAAUGUGUCUAUGCCGCACACAACUCUGUCAUAGUAGAUGAGUGCAAGGUGACUCUGGCAGCCAACGGAAAGUCCGCCGACUGCGGAGUCGAGGAAGAACCGUGGAAACGUGAAAAAUAAGGAUGUGACUCUCAGCAAAUUUUUGAACAAACUCCCCAGCGUAUCUUAUGGUAAAAAGAGAAUAUAAACAAGCUGUCUUUAAAAAGGAAAAAAAAAAUGCACCUAUUUCUGUGUUUACUUAAUCUGCUAGCCAAGGCUUCGAGGAUCUGUUGUGAGUCAGUGAUAGGCGCGGUGCUGUGUCUUUGCCAAGUGAUGCUUUGUAACUGCCUCAUUUUCUCACUUGUAUUAUUGUCUGAACGGAGAGUGCUGGAGGAAUCAGUUUGAAUUGAAGACACAUUCUUGCCAGCUUCCCUUUGCUCUCUAAAUGCAGAGUCUCGGAAGCUCUUUUCCCAGGGGACAUGACUAAAGUGAUGUGGUACACUCCGGGGACUUGGGAUAAAGGGCAGACACCCAGAGUGUGAUUCCUUCAAGUGUUCUCUGUGCUUCUGCUUUGUUAUGCACAAGAGGUUCUGUUAGAAGCCUCUAGACAUAAUUCUCUUGAAAUGUCUCGUAGAGUUUGCCCAUGUGUUGAUUAAAAGCAAAUCCCUGUCUUCAGGAACUCUCAGAAUCUAUCUUCUGUGUACUCUUUCAACUAAAUAUUUCAAAGAGAAUGGUAGUGGGAACCGUGUUCUUCAAGGCAGCUGAUUACGGAACCCACUGAGUUUCUGCUCUGCCCUAUCCGGUCUGGGGAAAUAAUCACUGAAAUUUCAAAGUAGGUUUCAUAAUUUGCUCUCAAUUUGAUAAUGGAUUAGGAUGUAAUUUGCAUAUGGCCGCUGUACAUAUUGACGAAAGUAAGAGAACACAGCCAACGUAAACUUUAACCAGAUUCCAAUAUUCAAAUUCGUUUGUGUUUGGUUUGCAUUCACCUGGCAGAGUGAAAUCAAGUGAGAUGAUUUGAUUGAUGCUUUACUUUCUUUGUUUCAGCCGUAAAAUUCUUCUUUGGAUUUCUAACAAAAAAAAAGGACAUUUUUUUUAAUCGGCAAAUUAUUUUAGUUACAGUCUCAUUAACCUAGAAGGCUGAAUCAUUCGACUCGCCUCACACGUGGAGGACAGUUACGUUGGCUGCGCCUCUUAAUACCAUCUCUCGAUAAAAAACAAAACAUCGUCAUUGAUCUAACAUGUAGAAAGCUUUCUGUUGUAGUCUCUCAAAGCACAAUAAAACUAGUUACAGGGCACAGUUGAAAGCAGAGCCAAUCUGCUUCCCAGUCUUCUCUGUAGUAAGGAACAGAAAACAAACAUGUGCAAAAUCCUAUAAAGGUGGCAUUCCCAUGGCAAAGUCAAGGCAGCCUUGAGCCAUGAAAUGGGAGCAAAUGAUGGCUCCUCACAAUUUCACAGAUGGCGUCUUCAAGGCUGUCACGGUUUGAGGGAGUAAAUAACAUAAGUGGAUUAGCACCGUGCCUUGUAUGCCAUUGGCACCCAAUGAAUCCUGAUGAUGGAUCGUGCAAACUAAACUUGUCAGUUUCUCUACUAUCAUUUUCUGUUGAAUAACUCACAGUAUUUUCCUAAGGUUGCAGGCUUUGGGAGUUUGCUGGUAACUUGAACAUGAAUCACCGAGAAAUAAGUACAUUUGACUGACUGCGAGGAGCGUGUAGAAUCUUGGUCCACACGUAGGAGUCAGGUGGUCAUCAGAGACCAGCAGAUGGGUGCUGGGGUACACACUAAUAGUCGUAGGGUGCAAAUGCUCUGAGAAGAGGUCGUGUAUAUAGACAUCACAUACCCUUUAUUACCUAUUCCUGGUGACUUUUCUCUUCCAAACCAGACACCUUUGGAACUUGCAAGAGACGUAAGAUUCCAAUUGCUUUUGUCUCUCAAACCCUUGUUGUUUUUAGAUAAGGAUCAUUGUUUGAGCAGUAUUAAGCAGCUUUAUGCCUUUUUUUUUCUUUUUAAUGUUAUUGGUCUUCAUUUUCAUUAGAUGGACAGUUAAUUGGGUCGCCAAGGACGUGCUGAAACGUAGUAGUGGACAGUGCAUCCUUUACAGCAGAUAUUGUGGGUCAAGGGGACAGUUCCUGGAUUUAGCUGUGAAACUGUUAUGGAUUGUCUUUAAGUGGUGCUCCCAAGAGCUUUUUGAUGGUGAAGAGAAGGAUCUAGGCAAGGCACUGAGGAGUUUGUGGGUUUUGCUGUUUAAGGCCAGCUUAGCACUUGUACAUGUUGACAUGUUUCUCAAAAGAGUGGUCUUGGGAUCGUCUUCCCAAGACUCCGCUCAAUGUCUUCCUGCUUUGCUUUGUCUUCCUAGUUAUCCUAUAAAUAUAUAAGGGGACAAUGUGUUCAGAAGAAACAAGGUGUACAGCUUAACAAAACAGGUUUUUCUGGUUUUAGACUACCUGUAAUAAGUUUCACAAGAACAUACUUAGGAAAUCACUUUCAUCUGGAAAUUCACAUCAUAUUUAAACUGAAUAAUCUGUCAAAUUCAGGACUAACCCGAAAAUCCAGGAUGUAUGUAGAGCUGACGUAUGACUGUGUUCUCUAUUUUUUUAGGUCUCAUUCAUUCUUCUUAUGCCAUGCCCAUUUGGGCUUCCUUUGGCCAGCAUGAGUGCCAUAAACAGAACAAACAGAUCCAGAGUAUACCUCUAAGAACCUUUUUCUAAGUAAGAUACGUAUAAUCUUUCCGUUAUAUGCACAGAUUUAUAUUAAUAGGUUCAACACAGAUAUAAAUGCUUGUAACAGUUAUUAAUAUUUGAUGAUGCAUAAGUUAUAUACAGACACAACAGGCCAGAUCCAUACACUGCAACCCAUAAGGUCUGUAAGUCAGGGCUUUGGCAACACCAUUUUGUUACAGACUCAUUCACUCUUUUUAGGAAUCCGAAUCAUUUUGAGAGAAAAUCAACUGAACAGACUUUCAUCCUCCCCUUUUUAAUUUUUGCCCACUGGGAAACCCAAGUAGAAUUACCAUUUGAUUACCAACUACAGUUCAAUGAGCUAAAUCCAGUCAGCAGGAAGAAUGGCUUAUCUCUCAAGCUGAGGCUUUACCUUAGGUCUUUGAGGAUGUGCCUCCCGUGCAGAGCAUCAAAGAAUCAAGGCAAUCAUCUAGAUCGCAUAGAUCCUCAAUAAAGGUCUUCAGGUAAUAAAAUCUGAACCAAGUAGAUGCCAGAUUCAAUUCUUUAUUUCCUAUUGGGUGUGGAAACACAGCCCGUAGUCUCAUUGCCUGAAGUUACCUUGUCCCGUAAAAGAAAAGUAUUAGCUUCUCCUCUGCAACUGUUGGUCAGCCGAAAGAAAGGGUGCCAAACGCCUCACUCCUGGAUUUAGACUGGUGGAAACUGAGAAGGGCUUAGGGGAAAUUCAAUUUAUGGGGAGAUGUAUUCCUGGUAGGAAAUAUCAGGAAUCCCAAUGACUGAGUAGUGGGCCUCAGGUCAUUUCCAACCUUGCAUGGGGAAGUAUGGCACUUGCAAGCGUGUCUAGUCAAGAAACCCUUCCGGAGUUGGGUAACUCAUGUACUGGCUCCCUGAAGGGAAACCCAAUCCUGCCAUGUUUUUGCAAAUACCACACUUCCUUUGCUUCUCAAGAGCAAAUGUUAUGGUACAAUAUUGUACUUUUGUCAGAAUCAAGGAAUCUGUCUGUGCUAUAGUUUCCCAUGAAAUACGGCAGUAAGUCCAAAUCAGUACGCACAUGCUCAGAGAGAAUUUUUCCAUGGUUCAGACUCUUGAUGAGAAGGUCUUUGCAGCUCUUGCUUGACUUGAUGGCCAAAAGGGCUCAGCAGUUACACCCAAUGGAGGUGGCUCUUCUUCCUUGCUUUUUGAGUCUUGGGGCCAUACAGUUGUCUAGGUUGCUGGUAUUGCUUUCCUUAUUCUCCAAAUAAAUUCAUUCCAAGGCAAGAAAAAGGACCAAUGAGAUUUUUUUUCCGGUUAUUGUCAUACACACUCUUGGACUUUUAGGGUCACGCUAAGUGUACUCUUUGUCCCCUUCACCUAUUUUGCCCAUCCCCCCACUCACCUCUCCUCUGGCAACCAGCAGUUUGUUCUCUAUAUUCAAGAGUCUGGCUUUUUCAUUUGCCUCUUCUUAUCUUUGUUCCUUUGUUUUGUUUCUUAAAUUCCACAUACGAGUGAAAGCAUCUGGUAUUUGUCUCUCUGACAGGCUUACUUCACUUAGCUUUACAUCCCCUCUAAAGAUUAAGUUUAAGCAAAGAGCCUGAAGGAAUUCUGAAGUGAGAGUUUUGUACAUCUACCUGUCAGAGAUUCACAGCCUCAGGCUCUCUGGUACUUUCUGGCUGAAAUCUAGAAUAAGGGCCACCGAGUGCCAACCUGGGCAGGCCCUAUAGGCAGACUGUUCUCUUUAGGUGAAGCGAGUCCAAAGCUGCUCAUGCUAUAGUUGCUUAUGGUUUUCCCAAAAGGAAAACCCAACUUCCCGCUCUUCCUUCUCCUUUCUCAUUCCUCUCUUUAGCAGGCAUCGUUGCUGCUUAAGAGACAAUUUGGUAACAGACCACAUGUUAGUGCAAGAGUUGGUUCUAGAAAAGAUGACAAGGAAUCUUAAUUGCAUACUAUCUCGUUUCAUAGCCUAGCAUGGUGAAUUCACAUAAUGACGUAGGGAGGCUGAGAAAUAAUGCCGUUGGGUACAAGAAACAUUUGACUUAGACUCUGCCAGCUUUUAGCUGUGUAACUUAGACAAGUCGCCUCAUGCCCAAGCCUCAUUCCUUCCCAUACGUAAAGUGAGGGGGUUGGAUUAAGUGAUUAAAACUCUCUUCAAGCCCUAAGAAUCCAUGAUAUGAUGAUCUCUGCUUUAAUUUCUUUUUUUCAAGAGGCUUACUGCUAGAAAGUAUGACUUGCUUAUAUUUUAAGUCAGAGUGGCCCACAAUAAGGAAUAAUCAAUUUGGAUCGUUUUUCAUCCCCUUGGGGCAAUACUAAAUUCAAGCCUCUCUCUUCAUUUGAUGUUUUACAACAAGCUUGGAAGUUGGCCACGUUAAACCAUAGUUUGGUGUUUUGGGAUACAAACAGACAUCCUUUGACUGCCCUUUUGCCUAACUCACUGUCUUAGUAGAAGUAGUGAUUCAGCCCAAAGCAAACUGCUGCCACAGGGGUAGGGCGAGUCCAGAGCCUCAACGCAGGGCCUUAGAUCAUUCCCACUAUAGCAACAGAGGCCACUCCGAACCCAAAACACACAGUUUUCUGCACACCGUCCUAAUUGCCAACCCAGUAUGGGAAUCUGGGAGCCUUUGGCAAAUAAACUUGAACACCCUUAGGAAAUUUGGUGCAAGACUUAUACAGUAACAGCAACUGUCUGUCAAUACCUUCCCUCCCUGCCUGUACGCAGACAUGCACAGCCCAGCACAGGCUGAGCCUGGGCCAAGUCCUUUCUCUGCAGGGAUAUUUGAAUUCAUUUUCAAAUGGUCGUCUUGGUUGGUUUUUAUCAUGGGCCUCCCAUCAAAGCUAGAGAAGCUCUAUCUUACAAGAGUGGAGUUGUGCUGGUUAUCAUUGUGCCCUUCCAUGCCUGAGGGGUUUCUAGGGCAGAUAAAAUGCAUGGUCUGUCUGCAAGGUGCAUGCCACCAGCAUGGCUUUUGAACACCUUCUUGCACUUUCUGGUACUGCUGCAAUGGGCCCCUGCUUUCAUCCUUGCUCUGAGCCCAAACUCCUGCUAAAUAUGGAAUAGGUUUGGUAUUUACUUGAUUGCCAGAGAAGCCCCGCUUUUUAGGUUUGGGGAAGCAAGACAUAAAUGUAGGAUGGAAAGGACUGGGUUAGGGUCUUCGUUGUUUUUUGUUUGUUUGUUUGUUUGUUUGUUUUUUGGGUGCAGAAGACCCGAAGCAAGGACAGCAAGACAAAGGCUAGUUCUCCACUGACCCAUAGAAAAACCUAUAGACAAGCAAGAGAAGCCCACAAAUUCUUACUUCAUUCACUCAAAUUAUAUCCUAAAUAAUUACUGAUGGGUUUUUUUUUUUUUCUAUGUUCAGCCUGGCUUCACCUUCCUACCGCCAGACCAAGUAUCCAUUUUGAGAUUUUUAAAGUUCUUCUGAUUGUCAUACAGGGCCUUCUUGUGCUGAGACUAAACCUGGCUACUGAAACAGAUCCCACUGCUUUGCAGAGUCAACGCAUGAUCUAGAGCAUGGGUCAUCACAGGUCUCCAGUCUCUCUGGAGACACCCCCAAUCCCUGGGUGAGUGUUGGAACCUAACAGCCAACUGUGACCCUUGUCGUCAUUCCCUGUGGAGACGGGGAUGAUGCCAUCAGAGCCUUGCUCCUUCUGGGGCUCUCUUUCUUUCCAUGGCAACCAUUCAGCCUGCCUAGAAAUGGCUGUUGCCUCUGGUAGGAGAGAAAUACACACAUUAGCCAAGGAAGCUGAUCUAGCACAGCUCUGAGGUUUCUCCUCCGCGCAGCGAGUCCUCUUGAGAUGUGUGAUCAGGAAGUCCUCUGAGAUGUGUGAUCAGGAAGCAAUCCGCUGGUUGCUUACUUACUACUCCAGGAGAGUAAUUUUCCUUACUAGGAACUCAACCUUGGGCAUCGAGAUCUUUCCAUAAAUCACCUUAACUUCUCCCUUCUUCCUCCUCCCCCUGGGGAACCUCAGCAUUGCAUUCCCAUGUUGCACAACACAGAUCAGAUUAUCUGGUCGCUCUAGAGAUUUGUAUAUAAAAGACUACUUUUGUGAAGAUUUUUGUAUAUUGUUUUUCUAUUUGUUUUCUACGGCUUAAGGAGAGAACUGGCAAACUGUGAAUCUAAUUUGAUCUUGCUGCCAGCAGAUAUAUUUUGGCUUCCUGGUAAGAACCGAUAUUACCGGGGACAAUUCAUUGUCUUUCCAUUGCCCUGUGAUCAAUAUUGCACCCCACUCACGAAUUCCUCCAGCCCAAUCUUACGUUCUUUUUUAAACAAAUCGCUGGGCUUCUUUGUUAUUAUUUAUAAAGAGCAUGAGGAAAUGUUUUUAUAGUCCUGGAUAUUAUAUGUUUAAUAUUGAUUUAGCCUUUAAUAAUGUUAUAGGUUUGUAUCUAUUCUUCAUAAAUCACAAAGAACUCAGUGUAGACUGAAUUAAUCUAUUUAGUAUCUGUAAUUUUGCAGACAGAUAUUUUCUUACAGUAUUUUCUAUAUAACCACAUAUGUAGAAUUGUAACUAAUUAGAGCACAAGACAUUUCUACAGCAACUUAGAGCUAUCAGUUAUUUCCUGAGCAUAUAACCGCAUUUGAAAAAUUUAAGAAUCCAGUCCUUCGCAAUGCAAUGAACAAAAUGACCAUAAAGAACAAGGAAUCACUUCAAUCCCUUAGCUGGUUAAGAUACGCAUUUAAACAAUUAGUCUUUUAAACUUGAGGAAUGGUGCUAAUUCCUUAUUCCUGACACCAAGCCUUGUUUUUCCAGCUAAGCGUUCAAAUUUCACAAAAGUAAGAAGAUGAAAAAUAAGGUGAUAAGAGUGGGAUCAUUUCUAUAUCAGAACUUCCCCUGCCUUCCCAAUAAUUUAUGUCAAAAUGGGCUUAGGAAAACCUUGAAUAGCAGAGCUUGCGAGUGAGUGCUAGGAAGCAAAUCACGACAGAUUUGUUGCAGUUCCUUCUUGCCAAGCAAAUUGGUAGUAAAUGUCACAUUGUUAUGUGAAUUGAGCACAUAUUUUUAAGAAAAAGGUUAUUAGUACCAGCUAUGAAGCAAUACUCUUAAUCACCGGGGCUGGAGGUGGGAGCUUAGAGUCACACUGCAAUUGUUUAAAAGAAGCCCAGGUAGAUUCUGUCCUCAGGUGAAUAACAAUCUAUGUAAUUUUCCCCAAAAGGCAAAUCGGUAGCCACUGCAAAGACAAGGGGGUCUUCCUUCUGCCAAACACACUUUCUGAUAUGGUUGUAGGGCUAGUAUUUUUGCCACGUUUUAAAAAGAUAGUCAACUCCAUAGAAAGUGUACUGGUAUAUAUUUGAAGCUGUUCCUCAAUAAGCAAACAGAUUAGAAGUGCCCUCAACUGGCAAUGAUUGUAUCUGUGAUUUUCAAGUACAAGAUAGCUGUUCAAAGCAUGAAGUUCUUGUGUGUAUACAGUAACACUUGGUUCGCGCAUGAAGAACAGUGCCUAUGCACUUUGUGUAGCUAUAAUGUAGGUAUCUAUGUGUAAUUUCAGUGAAAUUGGUGUAUAGAUGUAUUUUAAUUUAAUUUAAAUGUUAUUUUUGGCUAUUCAUCUAAAUGCAGUAGACAUGUUGAUUGGUGUUUUGAAAACCCUUCUUUUCCCUCUUAGAUAACUAGUGAAUCGCUUCUCCUCUUUUUAAAUGUGAUUUAGGGGUAUGUAUCAGUGAAGAACUUCUCUAUGAAUCCUUUGUACCAAUGACUGUGUGAAAGUCUGGGUGUCUAGCAUCUUUGUAAAUACGCAGUUCAGAGCAAGGGAGGGUUGGACGUGUGUCAUGAUUCUUAGUGAAAGGUCAUCUGACGUCUGUCUAAUGCAUGGUGAUUGCAGCUGUGGAGCUUUUGAUGAUCUAGGCUUAAGUAGGUUUAGAAUGAGGACAUUUAUCUACAGCCCUCCUUUGCUUGGUGUAUUGGACUCAGAGAGACAAAAGGUUAGUCUGCUUAUGUGCAUGCUAGCUAGCAUCCUGUCCUUAGGUAAAGGUCUGCCUCUCUGGUUGCCAAAUACUGAUCAUGAUUCUCAUGACUUAGAGGUUCUGAAGAACCUUGUCCCCCUUGGUUUCUUGAGUCAGGUUAACUAACUGCCAUGUAGGCAAAACCCCACAGAAGCACAGUUCUGGUAGUAAACUGCACAGGUGUCCAUAGAAAGAGCACUAGAGGCCCAGGAAUGGUCAGUAUAUAGCUUUGGGGUUGCAGAAAGGCAACUGAUGAAGCACAGAUCCCACAGAUGUGAAGGAGUAUGACCUCUACCUAAUAGGCUCUGUGUGCAUGUUUUGAGUGAUUGACGACGAGACUAACUAAUGCAAAUAUACACUUGCUUCCUAAAACACACAUUCUGUCUAAUUACCACUACGUGGAAUGCCGUAGCAUUGAAAGUUCCUGUAACUCCUUUCCUCCUCCGCAAGGACAGAGAAAAAUGGCCACGUGCAGCUGGGGACACCGAGUGCCCCUCUCUUCUCACAAAAAGGCGUGACGCCUGCAUGAUCCUGUGAGGGCACAGAGCACAUUAAUUUUCGGUGGCUUCUCCAAUGAUUGGAGUGAGGGGAUACAGAUGGUGGAACAGGCACAUUUUUCUUGGAAAAUGUGGCCUCUUCAACUCCUGUCAGAUUCUGGAUGGAAACCCCACUGAAAGAAAGCUAGCCUUUAGGCGGGGUUUCCUCUGGAGAUGCUUGUGUGUCCAGAAUGAAAGAUAAGAAUAAUUGUUUCCCUCAACUUCACAAUCCCCACUGGUCUAAAGUCAUGUAGCCCAGAGCAUUGAUAGCACACAGGCAUUUAAAGACUAAUGAAUGAAAAAAGAUAAAAAAACUUCAACUAAUUUUGGGGUUAUUUCUUCAGUAUGGUACUAGGAGAUGCCUUGUUGGCAAAGCACAUUUGGGGUAGUUGAGAUCUUUCGUUUUCACCUUGAGCUUUCUUACCAUGUGGACUGAUUACUGUAACAUUUCAUGUGUAAAAUAACUGGAUAUUCUUUAUAUACUGGAAGCAAUCUGUGAAUCCAAUAUUUCACUAAGUGUUUUAACUUUUGUGUAUAUAUCUCUCAUCAAUAAAUGUGGAUUCUGAUUUC